Phytophthora sojae is the source of this 1029-nucleotide messenger RNA. RefSeq lists its product as hypothetical. The record is from RefSeq and is a predicted model, not a curated record. The transcript has 2 exons. Gene Ontology annotation, cellular component: cytosol. Bases 1 to 1029 code for a protein of 342 amino acids. NCBI's taxonomy places the organism in Eukaryota, Oomycota, Peronosporomycetes, Peronosporales, Peronosporaceae.
AUGUACAAGUCGACCUUGGACCCUUCGGGGGCUCUAACCUUCGAGUUCGACCCGCUGCGGCCACUCCACGCCAACGAAGACUCGCGGCUGCAAUGGCCCGAGUUCCCGUACAAACAAGUGAUGAUCGAUCGGGUGCGCGCGAAAGCAGGAGGGUCUGACGGCCACACCCUCGAGACCGGGUGGAAAGUGUUGGAGCGCCGGUUCCUUGACGAACGCGCUGCCUUCCGUCAGGCCAAACGGGAGUUCAUUCGAGGCGAUAAGGCCAAAGUUUCGAGCAUUCUGGACGCCCAAGCUGCCAAGGAGAGAGAGCAACAGGAACAGGCCGAGCUCGCUGCCUGGAGAGCACGACAAAUCGUCAAGCGGUACGAAGACGGCAGCAAAUACGACGGAGACGGCGUCAACGACAAUGGCGUUCUGAUCCCUCACGGCUUCGGCACGCUCUGGGUGCCGGAGGAGAAGUACCUGACGUCGGUCGGACGCGGUGCCGACAUCAAGCGAGUGGUUCGCUACGUGGGCGAGUGGAGAGACGGCUUCAUGCACGGCCUUGGGACGUACUAUUGGGCGUCAGGGGAGUCGUGGAAGGGCAACUUCCUCCGUGACGAGCUGCAGGGCAAGGGCGUCUACACGAGCAACGAACGAGACACGGACGAACUCAACAGCGGUCGGGGUGAUACGGGGCGAGAGGCGAAUAAUAAUGAGGGGAAAGACCCGCAGACUCUGCGUCCGAACCAGCGGAUCCGAUACUUUGAUGCGAGUCAACACGUUUGUUGGGGGGACGAACUGGUGCGCGGAUGUCGUGUUCGCCUCUUUGACAAUCGCCACUUCGGCGACCCGCUCGUGUCCGUCGUGAAACGCUACAAUGUGGACCUGGAGGAGGAGACGGAGGCGGUGGUGAUCCGCUACGAUCCCAAGACGGACCGACACUUACUUCGCAAGGGCGAGACGGAAGAAACGCGCUGGCUGUCGCUGUCCAACACAAACUUCCGGGUGGUUAUUUCUCGCCCGAUUGCACGUUUGCUAGAGGAGUAG